Hylaeus anthracinus is the source of this 1532-nucleotide messenger RNA. RefSeq lists its product as uncharacterized. The transcript is spliced from 4 exons. The coding region runs from base 186 to 1241 and encodes 351 amino acids. The record is from RefSeq and is a predicted model, not a curated record. NCBI's taxonomy places the organism in Eukaryota, Metazoa, Arthropoda, Insecta, Hymenoptera, Colletidae.
GAAUCGAACCUCAAACUGUUCCGUGAAAAACAUAUCCUACGUCUUCCGUUCUUCUUCUCCUUCCUCUUUAUCUCUUUCCCUCUCUGUGUAUCACGGGAAAUCUCAGUGAUAUUGAUCAUAGAUUCGAUCAUUCGUUAAUCGACGUUAGCCGCGUUCUUUAUGGCUUUCUGACAGUUCCUGUAAAAAUGGCUCGACGGGAUGUUUUGUAUCUUUUGUGUCUCCUGUUUCUCGCGAACAAUUACGUGAGAUACAGCUCGUGCUCGCUUCACGAUAAACCUUACGACGAAUAUGGUUUGGAGUCGGAGAGGUUUUGUCACAAGCUCAACAAAAAGUCAACCAUCGAGAUAAAAAAUUCAGCAGCUAUUGUUUGGCCUAAACACAUGUUCGAUCGAUGGUCUGUUCUUACAGAUGUUCGUUGUAAAUUUGUCUUCAAAGCAGCUAAAGGAGAUGGAUUGUUCGGUGUAAUUCAGGAGAUGUCUCUUAGACAAAAUUCCACGGAUUGCAUAGAUUAUGUACAGUUUAAAAGGAAAGACAACCAUCGGACGCAAAAGUUUUGCGGAAUGAUGGAUCGCAGUAAAAUAAAGUAUUAUACGGUUCCUGAACCUGAGCACAAUUUUUACAUGCCUGGUGCAACACACCAAACAGCAUGGAAUUUUGCUGAAUACGAUCCAAGCGAAUCUAAAUCUGGAGGAGAAUUAGAAACUGAGAUAUUCAUUUCAAAAGAGAAGUUAAUGGAUGGAGAAUUCCUUGCUCUCAAAAUUGUUUAUACUCCAUAUAAAAAUUGUAGCAACGUGGAUUUCGCGGAAUAUACAUCGAUCCGCAUGAACGCCUGUUUGCGGAAUGAAUUCUUUUGCGAUCGAAUUUAUAAUUGUGCCCCAGGUGUUUGUUCAGACGAGGAUAAUUGUCCGAAUACUUCCACUGAAAUCACCAGCACCGGCACUGGUACAAAAGUAACAGUGGGUGCAGUGACUACAUUAAUAUUGUGUUUCAUUAUAUUUGUUAUGUGCUUAUGGAUAUGUAAAAGAUCGCAAAAGUUAUGCUGGUCUUUGGAGUGUGUUGAUCCAAAUGUGUGUUCGUCAAGGCCGGGUCAGUUACCACACGAACUCGAAGGAUCCGCGAACCCACCAGUUCCGACGGCACCGAUGUUGGAAGUCGCCGUUUGCCCGUCUAUGCCGGAUAAAGAUUUGCCACCUAGCUAUGAUUCAUUAUUUCCAGAACAAAGUAAUCCUGUUAGAUCAUAAUCAUAAAUUACUAAAUGUAAUUAAUAGGUAUUGGCAGUGUAUUAUCUAAUGUUUUAAUUAGAUAUCGCUGUAUAAAGUGCAGUCUUCAUAUAUAUGGUAUGAAUGAGUGCCUUCCUAUAUACGAAACAGAUAACAUGCAUUCCCCGUUUUUUAUCGCUCCAAUAAAAAUACUCUUUUGUUGUAUGACACUAUACAAAUACGAACAAGAUGUGUAAGAAAAAAAACAAUUAUUUAACAACAACGAACAAAUACAUUACAAAGAAACUUUGUUUAUAGUUUGUAAGUUUUCUC